AUGGGAGCUAAACUAACUCGCCCUUGGUAUGUUCUCGAAGCCGAGCUUGAUGACGCCGCCGUCAGCGACUUUGUCUCGACCUUGUCCCCGAGGGGUGCGACCUUUGUUUCUAGGCUCCGCCUGAAGGAACCUCAUCGUGCUGAUUAUUAUCUCGAUGAAGUCCGUAAGGCCCUUGUGGACUCGACCUUACCCGACGCUAGAGCUGAGCACAAGGAACUUGGUCGCAGGCUAGAAGAGUUCGCUAGAGAUGAGGGCGUGGCCUGCCCUUCGUUUCUACAAAACCUUCGCCGUAUCGUCGAGCCCCCUAACGACAUGUCGGACGCCGCUGACUCUGCCAUCGACGCUGUUUCGGUUAUGAGCAGUCUACACGAGAUUCCCGAGAGUGACUCUGACGACCUCCCCGAAGAGCCCGUCUCACCGCAGCCCCUUCCCGUUAGACCUUUGUCAGCUACGGCUACGGCUACUGCUAAGGCCCCGCCUACUACCGCUACUAAUGGUCGUGGAGGUAGUGUGGCUGCUGGGAUUACUCAUAGGUAUGGCCCUUGGGAUUGGUCUAGGUCUGCUACGCCGUCUCGUGUUAACCUUCGUCCCCGUAAUGCCCGUGCUGGUAUGUCUACACCGGGAGGCCUUCGUACUCCUCCGGUGACCCCAGGCUUCGCUUGGACCUUUGGGUUCCUCUUCGUCCCGUAUGAUGCCUCCGAGACCUGGUACAGUUUGGUCUACAUCGACGCCUACUUCAAGACCUUCGACAUCCUCUACUUCUGUUAA
Perkinsus marinus ATCC 50983 is the source of this 768-nucleotide messenger RNA. RefSeq lists its product as hypothetical. The transcript has 2 exons. NCBI's taxonomy places the organism in Eukaryota, Perkinsozoa, Perkinsida, Perkinsidae. The coding region runs from base 1 to 768 and encodes 255 amino acids. The record is from RefSeq and is a predicted model, not a curated record.